Molecule: messenger RNA, 387 nt
Organism: Acanthoscelides obtectus
Lineage: Eukaryota; Metazoa; Arthropoda; Insecta; Coleoptera; Chrysomelidae
Source: the annotation of a GenBank genome assembly
AUGUUCAUGAGAUUCUUUUGCAUUGGUAGUCACCGACUCGGAAUUUCGGUAAUAAAUUGUAAUUCUUUGAAAGCGUUUGUUCGUUCGUGUACGUCACCAUGAUGAAAAUGUUUUCUUUACUGAAUUGACAGUUCUGUAAUUGGUUUAAAGAUGCGUUCGCAGUGAAAAUUCAAAGUUGUCAAGGCCCGAAUAGAAAGCCCAAUGUUUUUCAAAUGUUUAGACGUUCAAGACGAGAUAUAGGCAGUUGAUGGACUUGGCAGACAACAGUGUAUCGGAUCCCUCAGUUCAACAUUCGUUGGACACGCUAGAAAGAGAAUUUUCAUUGCGUCUCAUUCUGCAAGGACGAAAACUGAACAGCUGGCUAAUCAAGUCAGGAUCACCUCUUGA